UUGAAAAAACGUCCACAAAUUUCCUCAAAACCCCCAUGAACGAAGAACCCACUUCUUCAAUUCCACUUCCAAAUUCGCCAUAGCUUCCCAUGGUUUCUUGAUAAUUUUCCUUCUACUUGAUUUCCUGUUCGUUUUCUGGGUUUGCUCUGAUUUAGUGUAGUUUUCUCGGGAAAGUUUACAGAUUCGUUCGUUCGACUGAGAAAAUGGUGAACAGGGCUUCUUCAACGUCGUCUUCUCCGGUGAAGAUUACAGUUUCUUCAGGAAGUAAAGGGGGCGGUGGAAUUAGAUCUAUGGGUUUAACGAGCCCGGUUUCUCGUAGUUCCAUUUCGAACAACCCCAAUUCCCCUCUCAGUGGCCGAGGAAACAGAGCCUCAAGCGGCGGAAACCGCCGAUCGAGCGGAGGGAAGUUCGUUUCGAUGUCGAAGGACGAUGCUGUUGAAGAGAGUAACACCGAGUUCGUUACGUACACUGUUCAUAUUCCCCCAACCCCAGAUCACCAGUCCAUUUCUGACUCCCAAACCAGCCUCCCUGAGGAGAAUUCAAACAUGGCGAAACAGAGGAGCUUCAUUUCUGGUACAAUUUUCACCGGAGGUUUCAAUUCGGUGACUCGUGGGCACGUGAUCGAGUCGCUGAUGAACCCGACCGAGCCGAUCAAAUCGGUGCUUGUUUGUGGGAUGAAGGGCUGCGACGAGAAGGCGUUGAAAGGGAAGAAGAAGGUUCCAUGUGAGUGUGGGUUCAGCAUUUGUAGAGACUGUUAUUUGGAGUGUCUCGGCCAUGGUGGUGGUCGUUGUCCGGGCUGUAAAGAGCGUUACCAAAGCGUUAGCGAUGAUGAAGAGGAGUCGGACUCUGAGGCAGAGGACCAAGCUUUGCCAUUGCCUUCAAUGACUGAUCCAAAGCUUGACAAAAGGCUCUCCCUGGUGAAAUCAUUCAAAGCUCAGAAUCACCCGCCCGACUUUGACCAUGCCCGGUGGCUUUUCGAGACCAAGGGAACGUACGGGUAUGGCAAUGCAGUGUGGCCAAAGGAUGGGUAUGGGUUCGGCUCUGGGGCGAACGGUUUCGAACACCCGCCGGACUUUGGUGAACGAAACCGACGGCCUUUAACCCGAAAAGUCUCAGUUUCGGCUGCCAUUCUCAGCCCAUACAGAUUGCUUAUUAUGAUUCGUUUUGUGGCACUUGGUUUCUUUCUAACAUGGAGAAUUAGACAUCCUAAUCAUGAAGCAAUUUGGCUAUGGGGAAUGUCCAUAACUUGUGAACUCUGGUUUGCAUUAUCAUGGCUAUUAGAUCAGCUUCCAAAGCUCUGCCCUGUGAACAGAGUCACUGACCUCUCUGUUCUCAAGGACCGAUUCGAGUCCCCGAAUCUCCGAAACCCCAAAGGCCGAUCCGACCUCCCAGGAAUUGAUGUGUUUGUAUCGACUGCUGAUCCCGAGAAAGAACCUCCCCUCGUGACGGCCAACACCAUUCUCUCAAUCCUUGCUGUGAACUAUCCCGUGGAAAAGCUGGCUUGUUACUUAUCAGAUGAUGGUGGUUCCCUUCUAACAUUUGAGGCACUUGCUGAGACAGCCAGCUUUGCCCGAGUCUGGGUUCCAUUCUGCCGAAAGCACGGGAUCGAACCAAGGAACCCCGAGGCGUAUUUUGGGCAGAAGCGUGACUUUCUUAAGAAUAAAGUCCGGCUCGAUUUCGUUAGAGAGAGGAGGAGGGUGAAGAGAGAGUAUGAUGAAUUCAAGGUAAGAAUCAACUCAUUACCAGAGUCUAUAAGGAGAAGAUCAGAUGCUUAUAAUGCCCAUGAAGAACUGAGAGCAAAAAAGAAGCAAAUUGAGAUGGGGGGAAAUCCCUCAGAACAAAUCAAGAUUUCUAAGGCAACUUGGAUGUCAGAUGGCUCUCACUGGCCCGGAACUUGGGUUUCUGGUGAAACCGAUCACUCUAGAGGAGAUCAUGCUGGUAUAAUUCAGGCUAUGCUAGCUCCUUCAAAUGCAGAACCAGUUUAUGGAUCAGAAGCAGAUGGGGAGAAUUUGAUUGACACAACAGAGGUGGACAUCAGAUUGCCAAUGCUCGUUUAUGUAUCUCGUGAGAAGCGGCCAGGCUACGACCACAACAAGAAAGCCGGGGCGAUGAAUGCCCUUGUCCGAACCAGCGCGAUUAUGUCGAAUGGCCCGUUCAUUCUCAAUCUUGACUGUGAUCACUACAUAUACAACUCCUUGGCUUUGAGGGAGGGGAUGUGCUUUAUGCUUGACAGGGGUGGUGAUCGGAUUUGUUAUGUGCAGUUCCCGCAAAGGUUCGAGGGGAUCGACCCGAACGAUCGGUAUGCCAAUCAUAAUACUGUGUUUUUUGAUGUGAGUAUGAGGGCUCUUGAUGGGUUGCAGGGGCCAAUGUAUGUGGGGACCGGCUGCAUUUUUAGGAGGACAGCUCUGUAUGGAUUUAGUCCUCCUCGAGCCACUGAGCACCACGGCUGGUUCGGUAGUCGAAAAACAAAGCUGCUUCUAAGAAAGUCGAGGGUAUCGAAGAAGGAAGAUGAUGAGAUGGCAGCUGCAAUCAAUGGAGACGAUCAUGAUUGGGACGAGGAUGCAGACAUUGAGUCCUUGCUUCUGCCAAAGAGAUUUGGGAACUCUACUUCUCUGGCUGCAUCGAUCCCGGUCGCUGAGUUUCAAGGAAGAUUGCUCCAAGAACUUCAAAGCAAGGGCAAUCAAGGUCGACCGGCUGGUUCCCUCGCUGUGCCUCGAGAACCAUUAGAUGCCGCCACUGUUGCUGAGGCCAUCAGUGUCAUAUCUUGCUUCUAUGAAGACAAAACAGAGUGGGGAAAAAGAGUAGGAUGGAUCUAUGGCUCUGUAACAGAGGAUGUGGUAACUGGCUAUAGAAUGCACAAUAGAGGAUGGAGAUCAGUGUAUUGCGUUACCAAGCGUGAUGCCUUCCGAGGGACAGCCCCAAUCAACCUCACCGACCGGCUCCACCAGGUGCUCCGGUGGGCGACGGGAUCAGUUGAGAUCUUCUUCUCGAGGAACAACGCCCUGUUCGCUGCCCGAAGAAUGAAGUUCCUUCAAAGAGUAGCAUAUUUCAAUGUGGGGAUGUACCCUUUCACAUCCUUUUUCCUCAUUGUCUACUGCUUUCUGCCUGCAGUCUCUCUGUUCUCAGGGCAGUUCAUAGUCCAAUCCCUCAGUGCAACAUUCCUCAUCUUCCUACUCGCCAUCACCAUCACUCUAUGCCUGCUCGCCAUCCUCGAGAUCAAGUGGUCAGGGAUCACGAUCCACGACUGGUGGCGAAACGAGCAAUUCUGGCUAAUCGGGGGGACAAGCGCGCACCCAGCAGCGGUGCUGCAGGGGCUGCUGAAGGUCAUAGCAGGAGUGGACAUCUCAUUCACAUUGACAUCAAAAUCAGCCACACCGGAGGACGGGGACGACGAAUUCGCCGACCUAUACGUGGUGAAAUGGAGCUUCCUGAUGGUGCCUCCAAUCACAAUAAUGCUGGUGAACAUGAUUGGGAUUGGGGUGGGAGUAGCAAGGACACUGUACAGUCCAUUUCCAGAAUGGAGCAAGCUUGUAGGGGGAGUGUUCUUCAGCUUCUGGGUGCUGUGCCAUCUCUACCCCUUCGCUAAAGGACUGAUGGGGCGUCGGGGGCGGGUUCCAACGAUCGUCUACGUUUGGUCCGGGCUUCUGUCGAUCAUAAUUUCGCUGCUUUGGGUCUACAUUUCUCCUCCUUCUGGGGCAAAAGAUUAUAUGAGAUUUCAAUUUCCUUGAUCGAAAUACGAGAAUUUGGUUGUGAAUCAUCAUUAUAUCUCUCAACUUCGUGUUGUAUUGUAUUGGGGAAGUAGACGUAUAGAUAGAUUGGCUUGUUUGCUUUGUGUUUUUGUGUUGAAGGGAAGAAGUUAGAUUGGAUUUUGUUUAAGUAGUAGUAAGCUUCCAAUUUGUUUUGUAAUUCUCUCUCCAUAUAUAUAUAUAGUAAAUGUGAUGAGAAGAAGAAUAUGGUCUUCUCUUGGGAUCUUA
Molecule: messenger RNA, 3974 nt
Organism: Momordica charantia (bitter melon)
Lineage: Eukaryota; Viridiplantae; Streptophyta; Magnoliopsida; Cucurbitales; Cucurbitaceae
Gene: CSLD5
Product: cellulose synthase-like D5
Biological process (GO): cellulose biosynthetic process
Cellular component (GO): membrane
Molecular function (GO): cellulose synthase (UDP-forming) activity
Source: RefSeq, a predicted model, not a curated record